Molecule: messenger RNA, 411 nt
Organism: Medioppia subpectinata
Lineage: Eukaryota; Metazoa; Arthropoda; Arachnida; Sarcoptiformes; Oppiidae
Source: the annotation of a GenBank genome assembly
AUGAGGAAUGGGCCGCGCGAUGACAAUCGUCCCCGCGAUGGCGAACAGGAUAACCAGGAAUACGGCGAAGACAGACCCCAGGGAAUGGAUCCCGAUGGUGUUAUUGAGAGCAAUUGGGAUGAAAUUGUCUCCAAUUUCGAUGACAUGAACCUCAGAGAAGAAUUGCUGAGAGGUAUCUAUGCUUACGGUUUUGAGAAGCCGUCAGCCAUUCAACAGAGAGCUAUCAUUCCCUGUAUUAAAGGAAUGGAUGUGAUAGCUCAGGCGCAGUCGGGAACCGGCAAAACUGCCACCUUUUCGAUCGCUAUUCUCCAACAAAUCGAUACAUCACUUAACGAAUGUCAGGCCCUUAUACUGGCGCCGACCCGCGAGUUGGCCCAACAGAUCCAGAAAGUGGUGUUGGCUUUGGGCGAC